Amaranthus tricolor (Joseph's coat) is the source of this 722-nucleotide messenger RNA. RefSeq names its product protein ALP1-like. The record is from RefSeq and is a predicted model, not a curated record. NCBI's taxonomy places the organism in Eukaryota, Viridiplantae, Streptophyta, Magnoliopsida, Caryophyllales, Amaranthaceae. The transcript is spliced from 4 exons. Bases 261 to 722 code for a protein of 153 amino acids.
CAUAAAAAAAUAGAUCUAUUGCUCACUUUUUCAUAAGAAGUGGAGAGACCGUGAGUCGGCAAUUCAACUUAUGUCUGAGGGCUAUACUUAAGUUGCAUGAGCAUUUGCUUUACAAGCCCACACCAAUAUUAGAAGAAUGUGAAGACGAAAGGUGGAAACCUUUUAAGAAUUGUUUAGGAGCAUUGGAUGGUACCUACGUAAAUGUAACUGUACAUCCCCAAGGUCGUGGUAAAUAUCGGACAAGAAAAGGUACCAUUGCUAUGAAUGUGUUGGGUGUUUGUGCACCCAACAUGCAAUUUAUCUAUGUUCUUCCGGGUUGGGAAGGCUCUGCUCACGAUGUUCGUGUUCUUCGCAAUGCUCUCACUAGGCCAAAUGGCUUUAGGGUUCCUAGAGGUAACUAUUAUUUGGUCGAUGGGGGGUAUACAAACUGUGAGGGUUUUCUUGCUCCAUAUAGAGGGCAACUAUAUCAUCUUAAGGAAUGGACAGAUAGACAACCACAAACUGCAGAAGAGUAUUACAAUAUGAAGCAUGCUCGAGCAAGAAAUGUAAUUGAAAGAUGUUUUGGGUUACUUAAAGGGAGAUGGAGUAUACUUAGAAGCCUCUCUUUUUUCCCUAUUCGAACUCAAGGACGUAUUGUGAUGGCUUGUUGUUUACUUCAUAAUUUAAUAAGGAAAGUGAUGCCCACAGAUGAUGUAGAAGAAGAGAAUAUGAAAAUACGUUAG